Molecule: messenger RNA, 1974 nt
Organism: Castor canadensis (American beaver)
Lineage: Eukaryota; Metazoa; Chordata; Mammalia; Rodentia; Castoridae
Gene: Nop56
Product: NOP56 ribonucleoprotein
Cellular component (GO): small-subunit processome; box C/D methylation guide snoRNP complex
Molecular function (GO): snoRNA binding
Source: RefSeq, a predicted model, not a curated record
CCGACCUCGUCCUCUGAUUGGCUAGACCCGAAGGAGGCGUGGCAUCCAGAGUCUGGUUCUGCGCGCCAGAGCCCGCUAGCCGCAUUGCGAGCCAGGGAGGGAGCAGGCGCCAUGGUUCUGCUGCACGUGCUGUUCGAGCACGCGGUCGGCUACGCGCUUCUGGCGCUGAAGGAAGUGGAGGAGAUCAGCCUGUUGCUGCCGCAGGUGGAAGAGUGCGUGCUCAACCUGGGCAAGUUCCACAAUAUCGUUCGUCUCGUGGCCUUUUGUCCCUUUUCCUCGUCCCAAGUCGCCUUGGAAAAUGCCAAUGCGGUGUCUGAAGGCGUCGUUCAUGAGGACCUCCGCCUCCUCCUGGAGACCUACCUGCCUUCAAAGAAAAAGAAAGUACUUCUGGGCGUCGGAGACCCCAAGAUUGGUGCUGCUAUACAAGAGGAACUAGGGUACAACUGCCAGACGGGAGGUGUGAUAGCUGAGAUUCUGCGUGGAGUUCGUCUGCACUUCCAUAAUCUGGUGAAGGGUUUGACCGAUGUGUCAGCUUGUAAAGCCCAGCUAGGGUUGGGACACAGCUAUUCUCGUGCCAAAGUUAAGUUUAAUGUGAAUCGGGUGGACAACAUGAUCAUCCAGUCCAUUAGCCUCCUGGACCAGCUGGACAAAGACAUCAAUACCUUCUCUAUGCGUGUCAGGGAGUGGUAUGGGUACCACUUUCCGGAGCUGGUAAAGAUCAUCAAUGACAAUGCCACAUACUGCCGCCUUGCCCAGUUCAUUGGAAAUCGAAGGGAGCUGAAUGAAGAAAAGUUGGAGAAGCUGGAAGAGCUGACUAUGGAUGGGGCCAAGGCUAAGGCUAUUCUGGAUGCCUCACGGUCCUCCAUGGGCAUGGACAUAUCUGCCAUUGACUUGAUAAACAUCGAGAGCUUCUCCAGUCGUGUGGUGUCUUUGUCAGAGUACCGCCAGAGCCUACAUACUUACCUGCGCUCCAAGAUGAGCCAAGUAGCCCCCAGCCUGUCAGCCCUAAUUGGGGAAGCGGUAGGUGCACGUCUCAUUGCUCAUGCUGGCAGCCUCACCAACCUGGCCAAGUAUCCAGCAUCCACAGUGCAGAUCCUUGGGGCUGAAAAGGCCCUAUUCAGAGCCCUGAAGACAAGGGGUAACACACCAAAAUAUGGACUCAUUUUCCACUCCACCUUCAUUGGCCGGGCAGCUGCCAAGAACAAAGGCCGCAUCUCCCGAUACCUGGCAAACAAAUGCAGUAUUGCCUCACGAAUCGAUUGUUUCUCUGAGGUGCCCACAAGUGUAUUUGGCGAGAAGCUUCGGGAACAAGUUGAGGAACGACUAUCCUUCUAUGAGACUGGAGAGAUUCCACGGAAGAAUCUGGAUGUCAUGAAGGAAGCAAUGGUUCAGGCAGAGGAAGCUGCUGCUGAGAUUACCAGGAAGCUGGAGAAACAAGAGAAAAAACGUUUGAAGAAGGAAAAGAAGCGACUAGCUGCUCUUGCCCUGGCAUCUUCAGAAAACAACAGUAGUACUCCAGAGGAGAAUGAGGAAAUACGUGAAAAACCCAAAAAGAAGAAAAAGCAAAAACCCCAGGAGGCUCCUCAGGAAAAUGGGAUGGAAGAGCCAGAGCCAUCUGUCUCUUUGCCCAAAUCCAAAAAAAAGAAAGCUUUUUCCAAGGAGGAAUUGGUCAGUAGUGAUCUUGAAGAGACAGCUGGUGGCAGUACAAGCCUUCCUAAAAGGAAGAAAUCCUCACCCAAGGAGGAGACAGCUAGUGAACCUGAGGAGGCAGCCAUCAGGAGUAUCCCCAAGAAAAAGAGAAAAUUCUCUUCCAAGGAGGAGCCUGUCAGCAGUGGGCCUGAAGAGGCUGCUAGCAGCAAGAGCAGCACCAAGAAAAAGAAAAAGUUCCAAAAAACACCCCAGGAAGAUUAGGACAUUUCCCUGGAGGGAGCUUACAUUUCCCAUGCCCCAAACCCCAAUAAAAAACAUUCACAA